UGGCUCGACAGUCUCCGAAUCAAAUCGGCCAGAGCGCGAUACGUCCACAUCAGCUGAAGCCGUGACAAUGAUCACCGGCAACGCACAAUCCAUUUGCCGACGUUGAAGGCACUCGCCGCAGUCCCGAUCAUCAUGUCGACCGCUACCAGCUACCAGAUCGAGGACGGCUUCGUGUCCACGUCGGCCAGCACCUCCGUGCUCAAGGCUGCACUGGCUGUGGAUGUGCUGGACGAGAGCGCAAGCGACACGUCCACGGCGUCGCUAGUCCUCACGCCGCAGCACAAGUUGCGCGUCGGUCGCUCGGAGCUCAGUGGCCGCGUGUUCCCACGCACCGACCGCUUCUGUUCGGGCGCCGAUGCCGUUCUGCGCGUGGCCAGCCACGUGAGCUCCAACGUGUUCGAGUACCCACUGCUCCCGACGGCCGACAGUGCGCAGACGCAGGAUAUUAAGCGCAACGCCCGUGCGCGUGUCGUGUCACUCGAGAUCCGCCCCGGAGCAGCCGAUGCUGUGCGCGGCGCACUGGCUGUGGGCGCGUCCUCAGCCGCUCUCAUCCCGUCGCAGACGCUGCCGAUGUUCCUACCCAGCCUCUUCCAACUGGCUCAGAAUGCCGCGACGUCAGCACCUGCCGUGUUCCACGUUGCGUGCGAGGCCAUCCGUCGUGACAUGGCCAUUGCCAGCUCAUACGAACCGCUGUACGCGUUGCAGCACUCGGGCGCGUUGCUGCUCAACUCGGCUUCACCCCAGGAGUGCCACGACAUGGCGGUCGUGGCCCAUGUGGCCGCCCAGCGCCUUCGCAAGCUACUGGUUCACUUCUAUGAUGGCGCGCGUGUGGCACGUGAGUUGGCCAAGGUGGAGACACUGACGGAGGAUUCGCUCGAGAGUCUAUCGGCUCUCCACUCGACAGCGCCGCAGGCUGGAGACGUGGUGGAACAGGUGCAGAACGUCAUGGAUGACCUAUUCCACGCUCUGCAGCGUCAGUAUCAUGUGUACGAGUACUUUGGUGCUGAAGACGCCGAGUACGUCGUGGUGGUCGUGGGCGAGGCCGCUGCGGCUCUGAAGCAGGCGGCGGCCUACGAACAGAUGCUGGGCGCCAAGGUCGGUGUCGUGCAGGUCCGCCUGCUGUUGCCGUGGUCGCACAGACUAUUCGCACAGGCCCUUCCGGCGACGGUCAAGCGUGUCGUGGCUCUGGAGAACGUGGCGCCCAGUGCGUUGACUUUCCAGCGCGGUCUGCUCACUCAGAACUUGCAGGUGUUCUUCCAGUCGACGCACUGGCAGCCGGUCGUAGAGACCGCCCCUAUCGUGGUCACGGGCGUGUAUGGCGGCGUGUUCCGUAACUCCACCUUUUCGGUGGGCAUGGGCCGUGCUGUACUGUGUCACUUGGCGACGGCUUCGUCUCGCCGCGCGUUCGUUGUGGCUAAGAGUGAGGAAUUGUACGAUGCUGCUCUAGUGAACGCUGUGUCGGUGAGCAACCAGGCGACCAAGUUCGACGUGGUGUAUGGCGAGUCUCUGGAGCUGGAGGGCUCGGCCGCCUACACAAAGCAGUUCCUCUUCUACGGCUUCGAUGAUGUGGAGUCUGACGCUGCCCGUGCUGGUACCGAAACUAACAAACUGUUCGCGUCGACUUUGGAUCUGCUCAAUAAGAACCCGGCCACGCGUGUAAACGCCGUGGUGACUCACAGCGCGGGUGAGGAGGCUGCGGAGCGUCCUGUGUCAACACUUGAGGUGCGUGUCGCUCUAGAUGGUGGCAAUAGGCCCGCGACGUCGGAACCAGUUGAACAGGCCGACGUUGUGGUGGUGACUCGCCCUGAACUACUCGCCCACUACGACGUGGCUCGCAGUGUGAAGCAGGGCGGCAAGUUGCUGGUACUCACGAGCUGGAAGACUUCGGACGACGUGGAUGAACGUGCGGCAUUCAAGCAGCAAGUGGCUUCUCGUGACAUUCAGCUUCUGGUGGUGGAUGCUAACGAGCUGGCCACUCGUGUUGAGGACGAUGCUGUGGCUGCUGUGGGUCUGCAAACGGCCUUCUUCAAGGCGUCUGGACUGUACGACGAAAAUGUGGUGCUGGCGCUGUUGGAGGCUCAGUUCCCCGAGGAGAAGCACGCGACGCUGCGUUCAUUCGUGUCGGCUGUGUGGGGCGAUGUCUUGACUUUAACAUACCCGUCGAACGAGUGGUUGAAUGCGACGGAUGUGGACGAGGAGGCUGCUGCUGCCAAGCCGUUGACGGCGUUCACGGGCGUGGCAACCAGCAAGAUUCCGUUCGCUAGCAGCGCCAAGUCGGCGACGGCUUCGAAGACCAACGGCAAGCGCCGUUCGUACGAGGAAGUAUCACGCGAGACCAAGACGGCGUGGCAGCUUAUGUUCCCAGACGCGUUCGAAGCUCACCACGGCAUGCGCGACCACGUGACGGAUCUUGUGACCGUGACGAAAUGGGAGCGUCUGACGCCGGAGGACUACUCGCGUAACGUCUUCCACAUCGAGAUGGACACUACAAACACGGCGAUCAAGUACCGUAUCGGUGAGGCCCUGGCAGUGUUUGCCCACAACGAUGAGAAGGAGGUUGUCAAGUUCCUGCAAACGUACAACGUGGACCCGGAAGCGUUGGUAUCGUUGUCUGUGGCGCACAAGAAGAAGAAGGGCGAGGCUGCGGCGGGUCCGAGUGAAGAGACGUUGACAUACUUCCAGCUCUUCUCGCACGUGCUGGACAUCUUCGGCCGUCCGUCCAAGAAGUUCUAUCAGGCUUUGUUGGAGCGCGCCACGGACGAGAAGGAGAAGACGACGUUGACGACUCUGUUGGACGCGGAUGGCAAGGACGAAUACAAGUGUCGUGUGGACGAGACGGUGACGUUCGCCGAGCUGUUGGAGGAGUUCCCGUCCGCACGCCCGACGCUUGCGGACCUGCUGAAGCUGGUGCCGCGUAUUAAGCCGCGCCACUACUCGAUCGCGUCGAGCAUGAAGAUGAACCCGACGAGCGUGCACCUGCUGAUUGUGGUGCACGACUGGACUACUCCGGGCGGCAAGUACCGUAUCGGCCAGGCGACGCGCUUCUUGUCGGGCGUGAAGGUUGGGCAGAAGCUGUCGGUGUCAGUGUGCUCGUCGGUGAUGAAGCUGCCGGCGAACCCGGAGGACCCGAUCGUGAUGGCGGGUCUGGGAACGGGUAUGGCCCCGUUCCGUGCGUUCAUCCAGGAGCGCGCGUUCCUGCGCUCACAGGGCGUCAAGGUCGGCCCUGUGGCGUUGUACUUCGGCAGUCGUCACAAGGCGAAGGAAUAUCUGUAUGGUGACGAGUUGGACGCGUACGAGGCUGACGGUUUGGUGACGUACUUGCGUUGCGCGUUCUCGCGUGACCAGGAGCACAAGGUGUACAUCCAGGAUAAAAUCGCAGAGGAUAAGGAGAUUCUGGCGGACUUGCUGCUGCGCCAGAACGGCCACUUCUACCUGUGUGGUCCAACGUGGCCUGUGGCCGAUGUGCGUGAAGCACUGGUGACCUCGUUCACCCAGGUGGGUGGACUAGACCGUCGUCAGGCGAACGCGACGAUCGAACGCAUGCGUGAGGAGGGCCGCUACGUGCUGGAAGUGUACUAAGCGGUGAAAAGGUGACCACACCUCGUUGUAGUUCGCAAACAUUGACGUGCCAAUUGAUAUGCUUUCCUUUGAAUUUGCGAUUUUGUUUUUUUG
Messenger RNA from Phytophthora nicotianae INRA-310, 3672 nucleotides. RefSeq lists its product as hypothetical. NCBI's taxonomy places the organism in Eukaryota, Oomycota, Peronosporomycetes, Peronosporales, Peronosporaceae. The transcript has a single exon. The record is from RefSeq and is a predicted model, not a curated record. Gene Ontology annotation, cellular component: cytosol. Bases 133 to 3579 code for a protein of 1148 amino acids. Gene Ontology annotation, molecular function: oxidoreductase activity, acting on the aldehyde or oxo group of donors; sulfite reductase (NADPH) activity; flavin adenine dinucleotide binding.